AUGGUCGAAGACGAGAUCUUUGAAGCGCAUGUGGCCGAGUUAAUGCCUCGAUGGGAACAGGAAUAUUCUUGCUUCCAAGAGAAAUGCCUCCCAGUUGACCAUUAUACAUUUGAUGAGAUUGCCGAUUUUUCUACAAUAAUCGAUAAUCUCGGGCUUGAUCCUCUCGAACAGCUAAACAACGCCAUAGCCGAUUCGGGUGCCCAUGAAUCUAGACAUAACGACUUCCGGUAUAAUUGGAGAUGCAAACUAGACCCCCUUGGUGGUCCACCGCCUCCGGAUAAUUACAUUGGCAGUACAAAGGCUUUGCUAAAGCAGGAUUUUGGCCUAGAUGUAUUAGCUGGUCAAUUUGAGUUCUUUGAUUUCAAGAAGACUGUCAGCUACUUAACGUUACCGAUGUCUUUCCUAGGACAUGGCGAGCUGUUUAUGCGCGAGAUGUCAAAUGGGUGGAGGUCCUAUGUGGCUUACAACAUAAAUCCAACGCUGCAACCACUCAGUGAAGGCCCAUUCCACGCGGCCUUAAAGGCCUUGCGUUUGGAAAGUAAUGAUACCAAAGGUUCAAACCCUUAUUAA
Exophiala oligosperma is the source of this 570-nucleotide messenger RNA. RefSeq lists its product as uncharacterized. The record is from RefSeq and is a predicted model, not a curated record. Bases 1 to 570 code for a protein of 189 amino acids. Lineage: Eukaryota; Fungi; Ascomycota; Eurotiomycetes; Chaetothyriales; Herpotrichiellaceae. The transcript has 2 exons.